AUGGCGGAUGUAACCAAGCCCAAAGCCCGCAAGGGCAAGCCUCACCGCAAAGGAAAGAAGAGGCGUGUACGGAAUCGUGGUGGCAAGGCCCGCCCCGCGGCGCCAGAUGCGGCUCAGACUCAGCCACUAUCAGAAGUGCUCAACGAGACCAAACCAAAGAAGCGAACAGCAAAGCCAUGGACUGCUGUUGUGCCUGUCUCGGAUGAUCCACUUGAACAAAAUAUUGUCGAGCGUGUCCCUAUGCCCGAAGAAUAUAUCUUUGUCCCCAAAGGCGAUGUGUACAUCACACGACACUGCCGCAGUAAGACCAAAGAAUCAAACCAAAUAGUCUAUCUAGUCUACAAACCAAACGGCAAACACACACUCGGAAUCCGAGUCCCAUCAGAAAUUCACACAACAGUCCUCGAGUCAGCAGAAGCAACAGCAGAAUCACGCGCAGACGCAGUAAAAGUUCGUGACGCAAACGAUGCCCGCAAAAACCGCAAACUCCUCAUGGAAGAAUUCCCUCUAAUGCCCGAGGCAAGCCUGGAGAUUAUUCUCGACCAUGCAUUCUUGAAAGGAUCUGGACGGGUGGGCAGGACGGCUCGGAUAUCUGAUGAACAUCGGAUACAUUUGGCUGUUGAGGCUCAUAUUCGCCAUGUGAGGACGGACUAUGAUAAGCUUCUUGAUGAGGGUCUUGAGCGGCAUGAGGCGAGGAAGCGGGUUUGGGAUGAAGUUCAGGCUAUUGAGCGGGCGUGGCAGGGCUCUACGAUCAAGAAGGAGGAGGAGGUUGAGAAGGAUGAGAAGGGACAUAGUCCAUUGGCUUUGCGACUGGCGUGA
Messenger RNA from Penicillium antarcticum, 819 nucleotides. RefSeq names its product DUF2293 domain-containing protein. The coding region runs from base 1 to 819 and encodes 272 amino acids. Lineage: Eukaryota; Fungi; Ascomycota; Eurotiomycetes; Eurotiales; Aspergillaceae. The transcript has 3 exons. The record is from RefSeq and is a predicted model, not a curated record.